This is a messenger RNA of Fusarium odoratissimum NRRL 54006, 5355 nucleotides long. RefSeq lists its product as uncharacterized. The record is from RefSeq and is a predicted model, not a curated record. The coding region runs from base 498 to 3173 and encodes 891 amino acids. The transcript has 6 exons. Gene Ontology annotation, cellular component: plasma membrane; cell division site; endocytic vesicle. Lineage: Eukaryota; Fungi; Ascomycota; Sordariomycetes; Hypocreales; Nectriaceae. Gene Ontology annotation, biological process: septin cytoskeleton organization.
CAUUAACUUAGCUCCACCGUCUCCAAGCUAAGCUACCCCAGCCCAAGCCCAAACCUGACUUUGCCAGCCCUGUCUUGUUUCGCUCACUUUCAGUGCCAGCCUCUCUCUCUAGGUCAGGCCUUUUAGCCGUUGUCGUCCCAGCCAAGGCAUUAAGUUACUCUUCUGUCUUCUUUCCAACCUCGUGUCCCGUCCAUCCUCGGUUGCAUUGCAUUGCAUUGGAUCUACGCAUUCUGCGGCAAUAAUACUCACUUACUCCUCAGAGUCCGACUCUUCCGAUAAUAACACAAUCAUCUGAUCUACUACGGAUACUCCUUUGUUACGUAGCUCAUCAUCGCAUGCGAACUCAGCUUGUCUACCUCCGAAUCUCGACCGACCCCUCUCGCUCAACCAAGACCGCCAUGCGCAUCACGUCCUCGAGCGAUUAAUCCUAUAAUUAAUUCACCACCUCCCUCAUCCGCAUCUAUACAUAAUUACAGUACUCCUUUGCGCUGCCCAUCAUGGAGGAUAUGGCCAGGGCCGAGUAUCCCGCCAUGCUGGCAACUCUUCAGCCCAGCCAGGCGGUGCAGACUCUUACCGAACGAAUGAAGCGCAUGUCCCGCGUCAACACCGAAAUUGCCGACUGGCUCCAGGAGCGCCGUCGCGUGGAGGAUCAGUACGUGCAGGGCCUCAAGAAGCUUGCUACCUUCAAGGUUCCCAAUUCUCAGUCUGAGCUAGGUGUGUUCCAAGCGCCGUGGAAUAGGAUCAUCGACUCGACGGAAAACAUCGCCCACUCGCAUCAUCAGCUUGCCGAUCGCAUCGAGAGAGAUAUCGAGCAUCCGCUGCGCAAUUUUGCCAACCGCAAAGAUGUCCAGAACAUGAACACCAUGUCCAGCAACCUAACGACUAUGGCUAAGGACCUCGAAGAGUCCCAGAAUCAGGUCGAUAAGCUCACCAAGAAAGGAGGCCGUGCAAACACUUCAAAGGUCGAUGCAGCUUCUUCCAAGCUCGAAUCUGCUACAGGACAGUGGGAAUCGCAGGCACCCUUUAUCUUCGAAUCUCUUCAGGCCCUCGACGAGUCACGAGUGAACAACCUUCGUGAUCUUCUCACACAGUACCAGACCCACGAAUCCGAUUCAGCUGGGCGUGUGCAGGAGAAUGCUAUGGAGACUCUUGCUCUGAUGCUCGAAAUCGACACGGAAAAGGAGAUUCAGUCAUUCGUUCAUAGGGCUACGGCUGGCAAGGCGAAGCUUCCUACAAGGACAUCAACACGGCAGUCGUCUUUCGCAGGCACAACUCCUUCGACACCAGUUCCUCCAAGCACUGCUGAUAGCACCAAUUUGCCUGCUCCAAGCGCUCACACAUCGUCUCCUGCGCCUGUUCCAGCUCCCGCCUCUUCCCACGCAGGCGAUGAUGAUAUCAGCGAAAACAACUCGGUUCCACAAGAGAAGCCAGGUGGUAAAUUGCGCCGCCUCGGUACCAUGUUCGGUGGACGCAGGAGACAGAGCAUGCACGCCGGUUUCGGCCAACUCUCUCCCGGAAAGCUAGGCCCCAGCUUCGGACGAUUGGGAACCAGUCACAGCCAAAAUGACCGCGGUGUCUCCCCUCGAGGCUCCUCCAACAACCUCGCAGAGCACCACCGAUUGUCCUCUCUCGCAGAAACUCCCGAUGUGCCCAAGCUACCCAAUAACGAGACUGACUCACCCAGGCCCGAUGCCUCGCAUGAGAACACGAACGGAGUGUCGCACAACGGAAAUCUGCUCGACAGCCCGAUCCCACAAACGACUGGGGGUACAGUCAACGGUAACCAUGAACCCGAUCUGUCAGAUGUCCAGCCUCCUCCUGGUCCUCCGCCGUCGCACAAGCAGGAGAACCAAUCCCCCGCGCCGCAACAGCUCGCAACCAAGGAUGCUGAAGGAUUUACCGUUCCACCACCAAUGAACGACCCUAUCUCUGAGGCUCAGCGUGAAGCUAAGGAAUCUGGCGAAGACCCUGACCAGCUUCUCAAGGUCAACAUUCAACAGACACCUGUGGAGGACGAAGAUCCAGAAGCCAAAAUGGCUGCUCUUUCUAGCGUCGCCAACAGCCUCAAGCUUGGGCCGGCCACUCGUCGUAGUGGUACGGUGAGAGGACGUCGUGACGUGCGCCAUACUAUGUAUGUGCCACCGCCCAACCUCCCUGAGAGCGGUACAGAUUCGUCCCUGAGCGCUAGGCCAACAUCUCCAUCUUUCGCACAAUCCCUUUCCAAGAGCAGUGCAGUUGCAGCCUUGGCAUCUGAGGCUAGCAUUGCUGGUACUUCAGAUACGCAGUCUGUGCGGUCAGGCAACUCAUUGGGUGGCCUGAACCACCCUCAGCAUGCGCAUAUGACUGCUCCAGGACUGAACACGUCCAUCAUUGAGAGUGUUUCUGCUACAUUUGAAGAUGGUGUCGUCAAGUCUACAACUAUUACUGGCGAGGUUGCAUUCGUCAACAACCCCAGUGACUCUGGUGAUGCGAAGAGCUACGAGACUAUCCGCAUUAACAACUUUUCGGCCCUUGAGCGCAUCGGACCGAACCGCAUUUUUGUGCAGAACUCAUCUCCUGACCAUAACGAUCAGUUCAACCUCGACGUAUCUCACCUCACCAAGAACGCAACCGCAUUCUCAUACCGAGUAUUUUCCGAGGACUCCGAAACCCCUACGCUGGGCGAGCAUGCUCCUCUCUCCCUCAAACCCGCAUGGAAGCCCCAAGGAGACAAACUCGGCCUCUUGCUUCAGUACCAGCUCAACCCAUCCUCAAAGCUCACCGCCCCAGUAACACUACACAACGUUGUCAUCGUCGCGACCUACGAAGGCAAAUCCAGCGGCGCCCAAACAAAGCCCGUAGGAACACACCUCAAGGACAAACACCUUGUGUACUGGCGCAUCGGCGAUCUCACCCUCACCACCGAACCUCACAAGAUCGUCUGCCGCAUCAUCGGCGCAGAAGGUGCAGAGCCUAAACCUGGCCACAUCGAAGCACGCUGGGAACUCACGGCCACAGGCGAUCAAGUCAUCGGCAGCGGUAUCUCCAUCUCCAGACUCGACGAGGGCAAGGGUAAAGGCAAAGAUGUCUCCGAGGACGAUCCCUUCGCAGACGACACCGCUAGCACAGAACACAAGUGGGUUGACGUACCUAUCUCGAGAAAGCUCGUCAGCGGUAAAUAUGAAGGACGGUAGUGGGUAGUGUUGAAUAAUUUUCACGUGCAUGGAUAGAAAAGACAAGAUAUUUGCCAUAUCUUGGCGGCGCAUUGAAUAGCGAGCGUAUGGGGCUAGUUCCUGGGGUGAACUUUUCACUCUUCUUCAUUUUGUUACCCAUCUUCAUCUUUUUCUUUAGUAUAAUUUUCUCUUUGUAUGCGUAUUUGUAUGUUAAAAACCACACCUAGGGAGGAACAGAAAGUAGGCUUAUAUGUAUGGAGCUGAAAGAAACAGAACCAUGAUGAAUCAUAAAAAAGGACAAUAUGUCCAGAUUCUUUUUGCUACUUCGCUGCCUCUAUACUAAUUCCUUUUUGUCCUUAUACUCCAAAACCGUGGGACAUAAAAAGGUGACAUGCUUUUAAUAUACAGAAAUGAUCACGCCUUUUUGCUCUUUUUACUAUCUUGGUCCUUCUUAUACUUUGAAUACUUCUCCCCUAGAUAACGCCACGUUCUCGAGAAUCCGCCCAUCAACAAGCCCUUGAUACUUUGCACGGUACUUGGCCAGUUUACCGUUUGCUUAAUAACGAUGCGCACCGUUUCGUUGAGUUUCUGGGCGUCGUCUGUGGCGAUGCGGCGCUCAAACUCUCCGCCUUGCAUCUUUUUAACGGCGCCGCCUUCUUCGUCCGUUGAUGCCUUCAUGAGCUCGUUGAACUCUCCGCGGGGAAUACCGAAACGUCUUUGGUACUGGAAGUAUAGACGUGAUCGGAAGGUCUGGGGGAGUCGUCUGACCAUGUUACCGCGGCGAACGGGGUCCAUGUCUUGUUGGAGUUUGUUGCCCGCUUCGGGGUUCAUGAUCCAGUCUGUGUCGUCGAUGCGGCAAGCGCCUGUGAAGUCGACAUUUGGAAGGGUCUUGACAAGGGGGGCGUAGAGACGACGGAAGUGAAUGAUGUUGUUGUCGACAAUGUUUGUGACCUUGCUCUUGUUCUCUGUUGGGAGAGCCAUUCGUGGAUCGCCUAGAUAGCUCAGACCUGCUAUGGUGCUGUAGAGUUCAGCUUCUGUGAACUGUGGUGGGAGGAGAAGAAGAGCUGUUCGAACAGCGGCGAUGAGGUUAUGUUGGUUGGCGAGUCGGACACGAGGAUGGUCGCGGAGAAUCUUGACGGGCUUUUGAAGACGACCAGCGAGGUAUAGACUAUCCCAUGAAGAAAGGUCGCGAACGAGGUUAUCGAUACUUGUGACGCCGUACUUGAUGAGCAUACCGUUGACCUCGACGUAUGGAUUGAAGUAAACGCCAGCACCCCAGUUCUGCACACGCGAUACAACACCCGAGCCUAGCGAAGCCAGUCCCGAAUAAUGAUUCCUAUGUUGCUUCAUAUUGAUCGAAUGCCAAUGCUCAACAUGCGAUACACCAAAGAUAAAGUCCAGCACUUUCGGCGAUCCCUUCUGCGACUUUAUAAGCGCCUCCGGUGGAUUCGGAUGCACAGCGCGAAAGUCUGAUUCCGAAAUACUAGCCUUCGAAGGGCUCUGCGGAAAGACACCAGAACCGUAGGCAAAGCAGUACAUUAUCGGCGCAUUAAACUGCCGCAGCAUAAGGCGCAGAGCUUCCUUGAGCUCAUAGUUGAUGAUCAUGUGUUGGUUCGCGCCGAAGAGUCGAUGUGGCAGGUCAGCGAAGGACUUGAUGGGUGUGUCGAGGUCUUCCCAUUCGCUGCUGAAGACAUUGAGUUUACUGCUUGGUGUUGAGGACGCGCUGCUUGCGAUGGAUUCGUCAGAGCUUGAGCUUGAGCUUGAGGUGGGGGUUUUCGUUGAGUUGGAGUAGUAUCGUGUGUAUUGUGUUGGAGGGAUUUGUCGUAGGUGGGAGGAUCGGAGGUAUAUGACACGGGUGGUCACGGAGGACUGAAGAUAUUAGAGGACGGCGGAGAGGUAGGGGGAUAUAGAGCUUACCCGGAGGCCAAUUGAGGCCAUUGUUGAAGAUGUGAGUUCUCGGCAGGUGAUGUGAGGUUGAGUUCAAGGUUGAAAGCUUGAGAGGUUGUAAGAAAUGAUGUUACAGCUGAAGCUCUCGGUGCCAAGGUCGUUAGCUGCCGCGGAAGCUUCGGUUGCAUUCACCCAAGAACAAGAAGAGCUACAAACAAGCGCAAGCAAAAAGGAACGAAUAAAACCGUCGUCAUUCACGAGUCGACGUCAGUGGAGCUCGGUUUUGUAAGCGGAUGGAUCGCAAACUCGACUUCGG